AUGGCGGGCUCCCCGACCGCGGCGGCGGCGGCUGCGGUGCGGGCCCAGGUGCACGAGCUGGGGUCCCCGACGGGAGCACGCGAGGCGGCCAGGAGAUUGGAGCACUUCCAGCGUGCCGAGGGCGCGGUGCAGGUGUGCUCGCUGCUGCUGCAGGAGGCGCUGCAGGCCCAGGACACCAACCUGGCCUUCUUCGCCGCCCUGACCGUCGCCGAGCGCGCCCGCAUGCCCUCGGAGGGGGAGGCGCCAGUCGCUGCCGACCUCUGCAGCACGCUCCGCGCCGGUGCGCUCUGCCAGGCCCGUCUGCCCGGCGUGGUCGUCCGCCAGCUCGCCGCGGCGCACGCGCGGCUGGCGCUGUGCCUCGGCGACGCGUGGCCCGCCGCGAUCGACGAGGCCCUGGCCCUGCCCUGCGGGCCCGACGCGUCGCCGCUGACGGAGGUGCUGCGGGCGCUCGCCGAGGAGUCGCUGAACAGGCGCUGCCCGGUGAGCCCGUCGCAGAGGGCGCGCUUCGUCGCCGCGGCGAGGGACCGCACGGCCGACGUGAUGCGGGCGCUGGGGCGCGCCGCGGAGGCGCAGCCAGGCGCGAAGCCGCUGCAGGCGGCGGCGGUGUGGCUGCGGGCGCAGCCGCUCUUCGAGGAGAGGCUCCCGAUGGUCUCGCACAGCGAGGGCACCCACGCCUCCCUGCGCGCCUUCGCGCCCCUGCUGCCGCUCGCCGCGCGCGCCGCGCGGCUGGAGCUGGACCUUGAGGCCUUCGGGGCGGCGGCCGAGGCCCUGGAGGCGGUGCUGGGCCUGACCACGGACCUCUCCGAGGGCUGCGCGUCCGAGGUGGUCGUGCCUCUGCUCUCCGCCUUCGGAGCCGCCCUGGGCAGGCUGCUGCCGCGCACCAGCGAGGGCACCGCCGCGGAGCUGCGGGACGUCUACACCGUGCUCGCCUCCGCCGUGCGGGCCGCGUGCACCUCCACGGCGGUGAUCAGGUGCCCCAGGCUCUGGACGGAGGUCGUGGACAUGGCCAUGCAGCUGCUGGCCGUCGCGGGGCUCAGCGGCGCCCUGAUGCAGCAGGGCGACGGCGGGCUCCUGGACGACCUGCUCCGCACACUGGAGGACACCGCCACCUCCUUCUUCGAGGCGACGGAGCAGGCCGGGCGAGAGGGCGAGCAGGCGUACCUGGCGCAGGCCGAGGCGGCGAUGGCCGCCGCGCUCGGCAAGCUGAUCGAGCUCCUGCCGGCCGCACUGGCCCUGCCGCCGACGCUGGAGCGGGUGCCCGAGGAGUGGGAGCUGGCGGACCUCCGGCGGAGGGCCUCCUUGGCCCUCCUCGCCUGGUGCGGGGGCGGCCGCGGCCAGGCCCCCGAGGCCGCCGCCACCGCAGCGCUGCAGCGCCUGGAGCGCCUGCUCUCGCGCCUGCCUCCGCCCGGCCAGGACGUUGGCCCGCGGUGGGCGGACGUCGAGGUCGCGCUGUGGUUCGCCACCUCUGCGGCGGAGGCCGUGUACCGCGGCUCGGUGCGGAGCGACGGGGCCGUGGCGGUGCCCGAGCUGCUGGCGCGGCUGCUGGCGGGCCUGCCCUCCCUGCCGCGCUCCGGGGUCUCGCCGGCCAGGUGGGUCCUGAUCCUCGCGUCGGCCUCUGAUUUCGUCCGCGCCGCGGACCCGUGGCUGACGCCAGAGCGGAUGCCGCUGAGCUCGGAGGUGGGCCAGAAGCUGCUGGCCUUCCUCUUCGACGCCGCCAGCGGCGCCGAGUCCCCCGCCGCUGCAUCGGAGGCUCUCUGUGUCGCGAUCACCAACCUCUCGCCCGCCCUCGCCGCGACGCCAGCGAUCGGCGAGGCGCUGCUGCACAGAGUGGUCGCUCUCAUCCUCGCGCCAGAGCUGCCGCUCCGGCGCAGGGAGCGCCUCGUGCAGUGCGCCCUGGGCCCCCUGCUCACCCUGCUGGAGCCCGCCCGGCUCGAUGCCGUCUUCCAGGAGCUGCUGGCCGCCAUGCGCGCCGCCGCGGCACCUCCCAGGGGCGCCGUGCCCUCCGCCUGCCCGGGCGCCGCCUGCUCGCUGCUGUUCCGGGCCCUCGGCGGCUGCCCGCAGCAGCCAGGGGCAGAGGGGCUGCAGCUGCGCUGCUUCUCGGAGCAUUGGCCCUGGUUCGAGGCCGCGCUGACUGCGUGGGUGCCCACGGAUGCCAUCGCCUCGGCCGUGUGCGAGACCCUCGUGGAGGCGCUCGGGGGCGCGUGGGCGCACCCCGGCGCCCAGGAGGCGGUGCUGCGCGCGGCGUCGUUGCUGCGGGACGCGGUGGCUCGCAGCCGCACCGCCCCGGCGCUCACGGUGCCCGCGCUCUCGGCGCUGACGAGCCUCGUGCACUCCCUGCGCGGCGGCCCCGCCGAGGGCGCCGUCGCCGCCGGGCUCGCGAGCAGCGCGCUGGGGGCGGCGGGCGCGCUGCUGGGCGCCGCGGCGGACGGGCCACUGCCGGCGGACGCUGCGGCAGCGCUGCCGGAGCUCCUCGCGGCGACGCUGGCGCCAGGGAGGUCGGCGGCGGCGCUGUGCGUGCUGCAGCAGCCAGCCGCGCUCUCCUCCGCGCUGCUGGCCAUCGCCGCGGCGCUGCCGCAGCUGACCUGCCCGCGCGCCAUGUGCUGGAGCCUGCGGCUGUUCGCGCGCCUCCCGCACUGGCUGCAGCAGGGGCACACGUCGGGGCCCAGCGCCGCCGUCUUCCAGGCGGCGUUGCCCUUCCUCGCCCGGGCCUGGUGCCAGCUCGCGGCGGGCUCGCCCGUGGCCCGCGAGCCCGAGGUGCUCCGGGAGCUCGUCGUCGCCAUGCGCGAGGCCUCGCGCGCGUGCCCUGGCGCCGUCAGCCUGGCGGUGGCGCAGGCGCUGGCCGAGGGCGGGAUCGGCGCAGGGAGCCAGGAGCCGCUGCCUCGGCAGCUGUCGGACGGCGGGAGCUCGGAGGAGUCCCUCGCCGAGGUGCUAAGGGAUUCGGUGGACGCCUGGCAGACGCAGGGCAUGCGGCGGCAGCUGUGCGCGCACUGUCACGGGGCUCGCGUGCGCCACCCCAGGGCCCAGGACGGAGCCCUGGCCAUGGUGCGCGCCGUCAACGCCGUGGGCGUCGGCCCGUGGGAGCAGCAGACGUUCGCCACCUCCACCCCGCCGGAGGCGCCCGACUCCCUGCGCCGCACGGCGCGGUCUCCGGGGACGAUCUCCCUGGAGUGGCACCUUGAGGAUCCGGACGGAGCGCCUGUGACGGCGUGCGAGGCGCAGGUGCUGGGCGCGCUCGGCUGGCAGGAGGCGGCCUUCGAGGGCGGCGGCGCGCCGCUGCAGCUGCCGCAGCCGUGGGGCGCCUGGAGGUGCACCGUGAGCGCCCUCUCGAUCGGCACGGAGUACGACCUGCGCGUGCGCGGGGUCAACGAGGCCGGCUGCGGCGCGUGGGGGCGCGGCCGCUUCGGGACCUCGGAGCUUCCGGCUGCCCCCCGCCGCAUCUCCCGGGCCCUGCGCGGCGCGAGCACGCUGCGCCUGGAGUGGGAGCUGGCCGACCCGGAGGGGGCGCCGGUGGAGAGCUGCGAGCUGCACGUGAUGGGCGCGCUGGGCGCGCUCACCUGGGCCUGCGCGAGCACGAAGGACGCCGCUGGACCCCGGCGCGCGCGCGGCAGCACCUGGUGCGCCGACGUCGUGGGGCUCACGGGGAACACGGAGUACACCUUCCGCGCGCGGGGCUGUUCUGCGGGCGGCUGCGGCGCGUGGUCGGAGGCGUGCGCCUUCUGGACGUCGGAGCUGCCCGGCGAGCCGACGAGCGGCCGGUGCGCGUCCCGAGCGACGGCGUCGGACCAGCUGGGCCUCGAGUGGCGGAUCCCGGAUCCAGAGGGUGCCGAGGUGCUGAGCUGCGAGGUGGAGGUCGCCACCACGCUGAGCUGGCGGAGGCCACAGUUUCUGCCGAACGGCGAGCCCCGGCGCGGUGACGGGGGCCAGUGGUCGGCGGCCGUCGCCGGGCUUUCCGCGGACACCGACUACACGUUCCGCGCCCGGGGCCGCAACGCCUCGGGCGCGGGCGGCUGGGGCCCACCGUUCGCAGGCCGUACGUCGGGCGCGCCGCCGCAGCCCGUCGAGGACGGCUGA
Messenger RNA from Prorocentrum cordatum, 4071 nucleotides. NCBI's taxonomy places the organism in Eukaryota, Dinophyceae, Prorocentrales, Prorocentraceae. The record is from the annotation of a GenBank genome assembly.